AAUCUGAACGGUAAAAAAUUCAAAACAGGGGACCUGAUUAUAUCUACAAAUUAUUAGUUAUUAUAAACUGUAGCUCAUAAUUUUCAAAGUUUUAUAGCUUAUGUAUGUUAGUGUUAGCUAAUUUAAGGGGAAAUAGGGUGUUUAUGACAAGAAAAGUUGGUUAAAAUGGCGUCGACUGUGAAAGGCUAUGCACAGUCAGCGAAUGUUGCUGCAGCAAGCCCUGCGAAUGGAGAACAAAAAGUCUACAUCGGAAGACGUACUGGAGCUGUAAUUAAGAUAAAUGCCAGAAAAGAUAGUCAUGGUUUUGAGCGCAUCGAAGACUACUUUCCUGACUCUGAGAGUGAAGAUGAAAACAAAUCCUUAUAUGAUGCAAAGCCAGUGAAACUGAAGCCAAAUCAAUACAUUGGAAGACGUACAGGUGCUUUGAUAGAGAUCAAUGCUCGUAAGGACAGCCAUGGGUUUGAACUCAUAGAGGACUACUUUCCAGACUCAAUUAGAGAGAGYGAUGUCAGCACAGUUUCUAACAAAGGUGAGUUAUAA
Molecule: messenger RNA, 540 nt
Organism: Actinia tenebrosa (Australian red waratah sea anemone)
Lineage: Eukaryota; Metazoa; Cnidaria; Anthozoa; Actiniaria; Actiniidae
Biological process (GO): kinetochore assembly; spindle attachment to meiosis I kinetochore; attachment of mitotic spindle microtubules to kinetochore
Cellular component (GO): kinetochore
Molecular function (GO): centromeric DNA binding
Source: RefSeq, a predicted model, not a curated record